Molecule: messenger RNA, 829 nt
Organism: Symbiodinium sp. CCMP2456
Lineage: Eukaryota; Dinophyceae; Suessiales; Symbiodiniaceae
Source: the annotation of a GenBank genome assembly
AUGAUCAUCCGGAAACCUUGCGUCGAAGACGGCGCGAAGCUUCGUCAGUUGGUCGCCAACAGCGAAGAGAUAGACGAUAACUCGUGCUACCUCUACUUACUGUUGUGCCAAGAUUUCGCCGACACGUGUGUCGUCGCGGAACUUGAUGGAUCCAUCGUUGGUUUUGUUACGGGAUAUACCCCGCCGACGCGACCAACAUCCUUAUUCGUUUGGCAGGUCGUUGUCGCGCCGGAAGCGAGACGCCAGGGUUUAGCCAAGCGGAUGUUAGAAGCACUGAUUGCUCAAUUCCCCGCAGACAAGCUUGAGUGGGUCGAGGCGACCAUUACGCCUGACAACCAGCCAUCUCGCGGACUCUUUGCUGCCCUGGCACGUUCCUUGCACACAGAAAUAGCAUUCACACCCUAUUUCCUCGCGGAACACUUCGGAAACUUUGCGCACGAUCCGGAAGAGCUAUGCCGGGACCACUUGAUGAUCGACGAACGAGGCAAAGCGUACAUCGACUUUUUCGCUGGUGCUGGCUCGCUGAACUACGGCCACAACAACGAAACCCUCAAGAACGCGCUGAUCGAGUACAUCUCGAACGAUGGCAUCACCCACGCGCUCGACAUGACCACCGUCGCUAAGAAGAAGUUGCUGCAGUCGAUGCAGGACGUCCUCUUCGCUCCUCGCGGUAUGGAAUACAAAGUGAUGUUCCCAGGACCAACGGGAACCAACGCGGUCGAAAGCGCGUUGAAGCUUGCCCGUAAAGUCACCGGCCGUCAGAACGUUAUCUCGUUCACCAACGGUUUCCACGGUAUGACGCUCGGUUCGCUGGCGAUCACCGGGAACA